ACUGACAACAUUCUUUUGGUAGUAACUCGAGCAGAAGUUUGGCAUUGUACAGGCGACGCGGAGCGCAGAGAUGGGGAAGAGCUACCGCCGGCUGCCCUUGGUUCUCUUCUUGGCCCUCCUCUCGUUCUCGGGUGCCGUUGGGUUCCAGUCAGAUGAGUUGGUGCAGGAUGAUGAAGAAUUCGGGCUCGAGGGUGGCCGACCAGCCGUCGAUCCGCAACCUUCCAUCCCUACCCACCCGCCGCUCCGCCGCAAACCUGAGCUUGAUCUUCCCUUCGGAUCAUCCGAUUCCAAGUCGGUCCAGUUCUCUCUGGAGCAUCAGUUGGGAACCUCUGGGUUCUCGCCUGCUGGAACUUUUACUGCUCGCCUCAAGUCUUGGAGCCAUGGAGGGCAGACUCUGACCAAGCUUAGGUUCUCGAGAAACUCGCUGGCAGAAGAAGAAAAGGAGGCUUUCAAGAAGCUAUUGAAGGAAGAUGGAUACUAUACGAUCAGACUACCAUCUAAUGUGUUAGACCCUCCGGGAAGAGAUUUUGUUGUUUCAUCAGUCAGAGCUAGGUGCAUUCCUAGAGAGAGUUUGGACGAGCAUUUGGUCAUCCAUAUGGAUGGUGUGAAUAUUUUGGCAGUGAAUUAUGGGUCAGCUGGAGCUUGUCAAUAUCCGAGAUUACUCAGAUAUCCUGCAAAGUGGUCUUUCACGUCAUACACUGUCAUGAAGACCAGUGAGCAAGCUCCAAGAACUCCGACAUUUACUGAAGAAUUGCUUGCUGCAGAGGAGGGAGUUGGUGAAGGUGUGAUGCCACCCGAAAGAUCUUUCUGGGCUAAAUAUUGGAUGUAUUUAAUUCCUCUAGUCUUCAUUGUGCUGAAUGCCAUGACCCAAGCCAUGAACAUGCCAGAGGAAGGGGCUGCUGGGCAAGCUGCACAGCGGGCACCAAGUGCUAAUGCUAGAAGAAGAUGAAAAUGAGUAGCUCAAGAAAUUAGGCCAGGUCUCUCUCUCUCUCUCUGGAUUCGGUGAUAUCUAAUUCAUCAUUUUCAUUUUGUUUCUCUCUCUCUCUCUCUCUCUCUCUUCGAACCAUACAUUGAUACAGUGCAAAUCCUAUGUUUUACUUGCCUUUUUUUUACUUCAAGGAUAUAAAACAUAAUGGAUGUGAUUUAACUUCCCAUGUUGUAACUUCAGAGGAGGAUGAAAACUGCCUCAAGUAUUCCUUCUGCUGUUUACUUCACUCAUAUCUAAUUGUCA
Molecule: messenger RNA, 1231 nt
Organism: Zingiber officinale
Lineage: Eukaryota; Viridiplantae; Streptophyta; Magnoliopsida; Zingiberales; Zingiberaceae
Product: ER membrane protein complex subunit 10-like
Exons: 8
Coding region: 71-949 (292 amino acids)
Source: RefSeq, a predicted model, not a curated record